Molecule: messenger RNA, 1569 nt
Organism: Pseudomassariella vexata
Lineage: Eukaryota; Fungi; Ascomycota; Sordariomycetes; Amphisphaeriales; Pseudomassariaceae
Product: DHHC zinc finger domain-containing protein
Exons: 2
Coding region: 1-1569 (522 amino acids)
Molecular function (GO): palmitoyltransferase activity
Source: RefSeq, a predicted model, not a curated record
AUGGCUCGAAGGUGGGCGCGUCGCGCCGAACGAUACUGCUGCAAUUGUAUAACGUACCUGCCGCUGGCCUUUGUGUACGGCUUGACGACGUGGGCCGCAUGGGUGGUGGUUAGCAUAGGAAGUAAUCCGUCGAAGUCAAGUUGGAUAGGAACCAACUCCUCGAUCGGUGGCGUCCUCCUCUACUCCCUCCUCAACUGGUCUUACACGACGGCCGUCUUCACGUCGCCAGGCAGCACCACCAACACCAACGGCUACUCGACUCUCCCGACGAACGCCCCGCCCCAAGCGACUUCCUUCACCGUGAAAUCCAACGGCGAGAUACGCUUCUGCAAGAAAUGCCAGGCGCGCAAGCCGGACCGUGCGCACCACUGCAGCACAUGCAGGAGAUGCGUGCUCAAGAUGGACCACCACUGUCCCUGGCUCGCCACGUGCAUCGGCCUGCGCAACCACAAGGCCUUCCUGCUGUUCCUCAUCUACACGACGCUCUUCUGCUUCUACGCCUUCGCCGUUUCGGGGUCAUGGGUCUACGCUGAGCUGCUGAGCGAGACGCAGUACGUGGAGACGAUGAUGCCCGUCAACUACAUCAUGUUGGCCGUGGUCUCUGGUAUCAUUGGGCUGGUGGUGGGCGCGUUUACGGGAUGGCACAUCUUACUUGCUUGCAGGGGCCAGACGACCAUCGAAUGCCUGGAGAAGACGCGCUAUCUUUCCCCGCUGAGGAAACAGCUGCUGCAUCAGUUCAAUGCGCAGCAUAAUGGGGAGGGCGUAGAUCUACCCAAGUAUGGACAGCAGUUACUCGAUAUCCACGCCAAUGCCCUACCAGGAGUGACCCGGCCGGAGGAGGGAGAGGUCCGUGUCAGUAUGGAUGGAAGCAGCCGGGACGACCCAGCGCCACGACAUCUGUCGUACGAAGAAUUGGAGCGAUACCGCUCCCGGAAACGUUAUGAGGAGUACUUGGACGAACAAGAUUCGGAAAGACUGCCGAAUGCCUUUGAUCUGGGCGCAAAAAGGAACUUGCUGCAUCUAUUCGGGCCCGCUCCUUUGUAUUGGCUCUUACCCAUCAUCAACACCACCGGCGAUGGCUGGGCCUGGGAAGCGAGUCCCAAAUGGCUCGAGGCACGGGAACAAAUCUCGCGAGAACGGGAUCAACAGAGGCAAAGGGAAGCAGCGGCAGGGUGGGGCUGCGCGGAAACGCCUACUUUCGUGUCGAAUCGGGAUUACACCCCCGAAGACGUGGGAGUUACCCGGACCUACCUCGUUUCGCCGCCGCCGUCCCAUUAUGGAAGGAAAACGCCGUCCAAGGCGGACCGCGUCCUCGGUCGGGAUCCGAACCUGUACGCCGAUGAGCCGUCAGGGUCGGUUUCGAUGAGGAAGCUUAACUCGAUGGGGACGGACAUCGAGGAUGAUUACGAUACGAGUAGUGACGAGGAAGAGGCGGAACACAGGGCUCUGAACCUGGUCACGAAUGGCGGUUGGGCCAAAAGCGGUGCCAGUGGGCUGCUACGGAAACCUUCGAAGCAGGCGGGGUCGGCUACGAGUUUGUCCGGGCGGGACGAUGAGGGGGUGGAUUGA